Molecule: messenger RNA, 1322 nt
Organism: Tuber aestivum (summer truffle)
Lineage: Eukaryota; Fungi; Ascomycota; Pezizomycetes; Pezizales; Tuberaceae
Source: the annotation of a GenBank genome assembly
AUUUUGGGCCGGGAAAUUUUCAUGCAUCAGGAAAACACCAGGUGGCAAAGCAUUGGAAAACUCCUGCCAAACACUGGUCUUCAGGGUUCCACUCCAUCAACUCACCCACUUCUCGAUUCCUUCCCCCAAUCCGAAAAUUACCGCUAACCCAAUGGCCACGGUCCGGCCCACACACCCUACAACUACGGGGAAUGCUCAUCAACCUCCAAUUGUUCAACUUUCAUCCCAGGCCACCGCAAAGUGGGAACUCGGUGUCUCUCUCGUCUUGGAUAGCUGGGAUGUCCUCACGGAAGCCGUGAACAAUCUGUGGGGCGGAGAGGAUAGUUCGGGCAAGCGGGAUUGGCUUGCUGGCGCUAUCGUCGAAAUGCUCGCGGGACGGCCGGAGACCGACGAAUACGACAUCGAGGAGACAUUAUUGCAGGUCAUGGAGGAUGAAUUUUCAGUUUGUCUAGAAGACGACUCAUCAUGGGUUGUAAGUCUAUCAUCCUAACUGUCCAUUCUAUGCGAUAAAGAAGCUCCUAAGCGAAUGGGAAUGGGUAAUUAGGUCGCACGCCGGAUAAUCGUACUACGAAGGGAGGUCAUGGGCGGCGAUUUCUCUACCGUCGAUAAGCUUCACGCAAGAUUCCUUGCGAAGCCUAAUAACCCAUCAGCUCCUUCAAUGUUCAAGGAAGUGGUUGACGAAACUGGCUCAUCGUCUAGCGAGGAAAACGAGGACGACGAAGAAAUGGGAGAUGCUGCUCCCUCCGCAGCACCUGAAUCCAGGCAGCCACGACAGCCACCGGAGCCGACUAUCGAUGAGGAAGGGUUCACAUUAGUGCAGAAGCGGGGAAGCGGAAGGCGAUAGUUAGGAUGUUAGGUUUGAAAUCCCGACGCCGUUCUCUUGACAUGGAAUCUUGUGAUUUCUCAACAGAAAAGUUAUUCAAUACAAACUACACAAGAUUCUGAUACCAAAACUCCACCAGUUGGGAUUUGUGCUCAGGUCUGAUGACACAAGCAUGCAUCACGCGAGAUACCGGUAUAUAAUUCCCAGUACCUAAACUUCUCCCCUUAGAAUGGUAAGACUUGCCCAUGGCCGAGCCCACAAGUUUCCCUAAACAUAAUUAGUCCCCAUCGUGGUAUGUAUUAUACUUUCAAUAAGCAUAUAUCCCCUAAAACUACCGCACGCUAGCAUGUAGAUAUUAUAGGUGAAUGCCCGAGCAUGAUACGAUACUCCGCAGUGAAAUACCGGUACCGGUGGGGGGAGGGUAUAGAUCUGACAUACCUGCACGUACAGUACUAUUUGUACAUACCCGGAUACCAUGAGAGUACCGUAGACACCGUUU